AUGAUGAUAAUUUAUUUUCCCUUUUGUCGAUUGCCUUUCCUCGGACCCAACUGUGUGCCACAUUCCCCAGGCAUUCCAACUUUCAUCUGUGCUCAUCUCGCCGACAUCUGUGACCCGAGCUAUGCGCAAUUAAAGGACAUCCGACUUAUCGACCCGUGCAGUCCAUCCAUCUUGCACACGAGGCCGUGGUCCCAAAACCAGAGUAUUCCAAUCAUCGUCGUCAUCAUCUUGGGUAAUCCUGUCUUUCCGCCGACCAGAGUGGGAACUUUCCGCUUCAUGAGCCUCAUGUGCUCCUUACGUUUUCCACUCGAUGGAAUCGGGGGAAAAGUGGGUGAGGUGGGAGAGGUCCUGGGUUGACGCGUUGUGCGCUAUUAAACUUUUUGGCAUGAUAUUACGGCCCAGGACAAACACACAUACACAUGCACAUACAUACUUGUCAUAUAAUAAACUUUUAUG
This is a messenger RNA of Drosophila santomea, 456 nucleotides long. RefSeq lists its product as uncharacterized. NCBI's taxonomy places the organism in Eukaryota, Metazoa, Arthropoda, Insecta, Diptera, Drosophilidae. The transcript has 2 exons. The record is from RefSeq and is a predicted model, not a curated record. The coding region runs from base 1 to 357 and encodes 118 amino acids.